ACACUUUUUUUUGAGGAGGACUUCUUCAAAGUGUUCGCUUUUGACCUGCUUCGCAGCUCUACAUGGGUGCUUUGUCGUUCCGUUUUCUGUGCUGGUCCUGUACGUCACCGUCCCGACGUUGUCUUGCGGGCCCGCGUCGCCAAUACGACGUUCGCUGGUUUCUGGCAGGUGAACCCUAGUUUCUUCUCUGAACUACAGAUCUCUCCACUUUCUUUGGAUCAGAACGGACACUUCUCCCUUCAAGCUCGCUUCCUUUCCUACUGACUUUCCCGAGGAAAGAGGGCAACUCCGGCGUCAGAGUAUUUGACUCACGAGCGGCAGCCAAUUCCCCACUGCUGCCACUUCCUUGUCGCGGUGACUUCCACGAACGCCGUAUCCCACGCAUAUACAUAUCUGCAUAGGCAUGUCUAUGACCGUGUAGAUUUGCAAUUGUGUCAGCCUUUUCUGAGCGACUUGCGGUCCCAACAAGACACUUUGUGGGCACUCUCAAUAUGGGGAAUACCUGCAAGAGCUGCUGCGGAGAAUCCGCAGACACCAACUUAGAGAUCGAGGCGCCGGAAAAUGGUUCCAAGACUUCCUCGUCACACGAAGAGCUGCCUAAACACUACGGUCCGGACUUCCUUGAGAGGCUUCAAAAGGGCUUAACCAUCGGCCUCAUCCUACAGGACAAGUCGCGUCUCGACUGCAAGGUGAGGCUGACUCAAGGCAACUCGGCAAUCGAGUUAUCUUGCGAGCGGAAGUCUCGAGUCGUUAACCUGUCGGGAAUUCGAAACAUCCUUUACACGGCGGAGCAACUCAAACGAGUAGACUGCUCGGCCGGGAUCUCGAAGGACGACUACUGCGUCGCCCUCCAUUUGACCUCUUCGGGGAACUGCAUUCCUCUUUUUUUCUCGAAUCCAGAGGACCGGGACUGCUUUGUUCUCGUCUUGCAGGAGCUGCGCAGCGCCUCCCCAGCUGUAGGCGCCUCUGCUUGAGAGGCCUGGUGUCAGGAGUGAGGGCGGCGGCGACUCCAGAGAGCGCCACCGAGCUUGCGAAGUGUUUCGUCGUUUCGCGAACUGCUGCACUUGGGAGUAAAAACAUGUGCGGCUUAUCCCAGGCACGCUGUCCUCUU
Toxoplasma gondii ME49 is the source of this 1111-nucleotide messenger RNA. RefSeq names its product IMC sub-compartment protein ISP2 (gene ISP2). Lineage: Eukaryota; Apicomplexa; Conoidasida; Eucoccidiorida; Sarcocystidae. The record is from RefSeq and is a predicted model, not a curated record. Bases 492 to 974 code for a protein of 160 amino acids. The transcript has 2 exons.